UCUGCAAUGUACGAGCAAAAGUGAAGAGUGGUCUAAAAGUCAGUAAGAAGAGCUUCAAUUGGCUCGAAGAGAAUCCAUCUGCAGCUCGCAAACAGUCUGCGAAUUGGAGGUGCCCGUUUCGAGAAUACAUUGUACGGCUCUUCUGCGAGGUCACGGAGCCCUUUGAAGUUUGCUGUUGCCACAAAGAGCGUGGGAAUUGGAACGGAGCUUUUCGUCAGCAUGUCCGCGCCUGGGGAGAGCAGCGGUGGCAAAGGCGGGGCAGGGAAAGGCAAAGGGAAGGCUGCGGAUGCGCCAGAGUCCGGAGCGACGUUCAAGAGGAAGAGGGGGAUGUUCUACAAAGAUCUGCAGCCAAUGAUGUAUGGCUUUGGAGACGAUCCGAAACCCAUGCCUGAGACGGUGGAGCUGGUGGAGGAUAUCCUAGUGGAUUACAUUACAGAUAUGCUGCAUAAGGCUUCUGAGGUGGCAGAGCAUCGAGCGCGUUUGACGACAGAGGACCUGGUCUUUCUGGUACGAAAGGACGCACGGAAGUACGGGCGAGUCAAAGAGCUCCUUAGAAUGAAUGAGGAACUGAAGAAGGCGAGGAGAGCAUUUGAGACGCAGGAUGUAGAGGAGGAGUAGGGUAGCUGCAGGUUAGGAGCGGCUUUGGUCAGGAGCGUCUGCCAAAGCUAGCUUGGGGAGCUGUUUUUGCUUGGUGGUGUGUCUGCGGGAGCAAGUCCCUGAUGCUGGCACAUCCAAUUAUUCAAAAGGUAGCAUGCUGUCUUUGUAAUUACAGAUAUGAAAUCUGUUCAGUGCAAGGUGUACAGAGUCAACUUAGCAUCUGAUUAUCAGUAAGCUGCGGAGACCCUGGACUUCAGUUUUUACUCUCCGAGUUGACCAUAGAAAGAACCUCAAGAUGCGCACUGCUGUAUACUAUGUGCACGCCAGGCCCUGUGCAUACGUGCUUUUCCAAGGGAUCUGCGGAAUAUGACGAGAUAUCAAACCUCA
This is a messenger RNA of Klebsormidium nitens, 984 nucleotides long. Lineage: Eukaryota; Viridiplantae; Streptophyta; Klebsormidiophyceae; Klebsormidiales; Klebsormidiaceae. The record is from the annotation of a GenBank genome assembly.